CUGUGUUUGUGGGCGUGGUCUGUGCGGCCCCACGCCCGGCGGCGCGGUGGGGAUCGGCUCGGCACGGGGCGGCGGUGCCGGGAUGGCGGAGGGGACGGUGUCGUGCCGGCUGCAGUACCUGGAGGAUGCGGACCCCUUCGGCUGCGGCAGCUUCCCGGAGCCGCGGCGAGCGCCCGUGUACGCCGUGGAGGAGGCGCUGGCCCUGGGCGCGCAGCUGCCCGCCUUGCACCGCAUGCUCGGGGCUCCGCUGCCGCUGGAGGACUGCACGCUCCAGGUCUCCCCCUCCGGACACUACCUGGACCUCGACUUGUCUCUGCUGGAGCAGAAGGAUGAUCUGGAGGCUUUCUACGAGGAGGUCAGGAAGGGGAGACGGCCAACCCUGAUUCUGCGCACACAGCUCUCCGUGCGAGUCCAUGCCAUCAUCGAGAAGCUGUACAAUUCACAGGGACCAGAGCUGCGGCGAUCCCUCUUCUCUCUCAAGCAGCUCUUUCAGGAGGACAAGGACCUGGUGCCGGAGUUUGUGAACUUGGAUGGGUUGACAUGCCUGAUCAAAGUCGGGGCAGAGGCUGACCAGAACUACCAGAAUUACAUCCUCCGGGCCUUGAGCCAGAUCAUGCUCUUCGUGGAUGGGAUGCAGGGUGUCAUCAACCACAACGAGACCGUCCAGUGGCUGUACACGCUGUCAGGAAGCACGUUUCGCCUGGUGGUGAAGAUGGCACUGAAGCUGCUGCUGGUGUUUGUGGAGUACACAGAGCCCAAUGCCCUGCUCCUCAUCCAUGCUGUCAAUGCUGUGGACCAGGCGAGAGGUGCCUGCCCAUGGUCCAACCUGAUGGCCAUCCUGGAGCAGCGCAAUGGGGCUGACACGGAGCUCCUGGUGUUUGCCAUGACACUGAUCAACAAGACAUUAGCAGCCCUCCCGGACCAGGACACCUUCUACGACGUGACAGACUGCCUGGAGCAGCAGGGCAUGGAGCAAGUGGUGCAGCAGUACCUGGGCAGCAAGGGCACUGACCUUGACUUGAAGCAGCAGUUCACACUCUAUGAAAGUGCUCUCAAGCUGGAGGAUGGCGUGGAAGAGCCACCCCCAGGUGGACGCAAGGAGCGGAGGAGGACGGAUGAGGGCCGACGCGGAUGGCGGUCCCAGGGGAGCUGCCCAGAGCCCAGCCCCGAUGCCCAGCCACUGCCGGGGUCCCCUGGCACCCCGAAGGAGCCCCCCACCGAGGUCAGCCCAUCUGUCCCAACGCCGAGCAGUCCAGCAGAACCCUGUCCUGGCAGUGUCUACAACAGUGCAUCCAGCGUGCGGCUGGCGCUGGCCUCCCCCCUGGCUGAGAAGGAGCAGCCCCCAUGCCCAGGCGAGCGCAGUGUCUACAAGCUGCGCCAAACUGCCCCUGUCUGGCGGGAGGAUGCCCCCUCCUUGCGUGGGGACAAGCCUAUUUUGAGGAAGUUUGAAGCUCGCUUCUUGGAGAACUUGGCUGCAGCUCAGAAGGAGAAGAUCUCUUCCAUGGCAAAGGGACGGCUCGAUGUUCUCGGCAGUGCUGCGCUGGAGCAUCCGUACACUCUUGCUUGGGACAGGGACAGCAGCACCUCAGAGCCUGGGAUGGAGCCACCUAGCAUAAGGUCCUGCCUGGCUCUGACAGACACCACCGACUCCUGCAGCACCAUCUCCUCCGACACCAAGUUUAUGCUGGACAUGCUUUAUGCCAAGGGUUCCUCGGAGCCAGGGAGGGAGAAGGUCUUCCCUGAGGGAUCAUUAUACCCCCAAGCCCAGGGUGAUGUGGAGAUGGAUCUCGAGGGAGGUGGCAGACGAGAGCAGGAGGGUGCCCGGCUCCAUGGCAGGGCUCCGGAUGGGCCAGUGGCCAGCGCCCACGCCAAGCUGGCGCGUGCCUUCUCCAGUGUAGAUGCUGAGACCCAUACACAGAAGCUGGAGAACACCGGGAUGAUGCCCAUCAAGAAGGAUGCAGAGCUGACGUGGGAGCGCCUGGAGGCUAGCCCUGUGCAGCUGAAAAUCAAGGACCUGGACUUCACUGAUCUGGGGGAAGAAGAAGACUUUGACAUCCUGGACGUGGGGCCCAUUGCUAAUGGUUCCUUCCUCUCUCCUGGCAUCAAAGCAACGAGCACUGGAGCCCUCAUGGCUCCCCCUCCACCUCCUGCCAUCCCUGGUUGCCCACCACCUCCUCCUCCAUUACCUGUGGUCCCUGGCUGCCCACCACCUGCCCCUCCACCUCCUGCCAUCCCUGGUUGCCCACCACCUCCACCUCCACCAGUCCCUGGCUGUCCACCCCCUCCAGGGCUACCAGGUCCCUCAGCAACAGAUGGCCCUUCCCAGGCUAAGAAGAAAAGGACAGUGAAGCUCUUCUGGAAAGAGCUGAAGCAGCUGGAUGGCGCUGUGGCGCCAGGCAGGUUUGGCCAGGCAACGCUGUGGGCUUCCCUGCAGAAUGUUGAGGUCGAUGCUGCCAAACUGGAGCAUCUCUUCGAGUCACGGUCAAAGGAAGUGCCAACUUCAAAGAAGGCCAUUGAUGGGAAGAAGGUGGUGGUGGUGUUGGACCCCAAGAGGAGCAAUGCCAUCAACAUUGGCCUCACGGUGCUGCCGCCUGUGCACAUCAUCAAGACAGCUGUGCUCAACUUUGACGAGUUUGCAGUCAAUAAGGAAGGAAUUGAGAAAAUCCUCACCAUGGUCCCCACUGAGGAGGAGAAGCAGAAGAUCCAGGAGGCCCAGCUGGCCAACCCCGAUGUGCCAUUGGGCUCUGCAGAGCAGUUCCUGCUUGCCCUGUCUUCCAUCAGCGACCUCACAGCCAGGCUCCAGCUCUGGGCCUUCAAGCUGGACUAUGAGAGCCUGGAGCAGGAGAUUGCAGAGCCACUCUUUGAUCUGAAGGUGGGCAUGGAGCAGCUGGCCAGAAAUCACACCUUCAAGUGCAUCCUAGCCACACUUCUGGCCAUGGGCAACUUCUUGAAUGGCUCCCAGAGCAGAGGCUUUGAGCUGGGCUACCUGGAGAAGGUCUCAGAAGUGAAGGACACAGUGCACCGGCAGUCCCUGCUCCACCAUCUCUGCCAGAUGGUGACAGAGAAGUUCCCAGAAACUACCGACCUCUACUCGGAGAUCGCCUCCAUCACUCGUUCUGCCAAGGUUGACUUUGAUGAGCUGGCCAACAGCCUGGUGCAGCUGGAGCGAAGAUGCAGGGCCUCCUGGGACAACCUGAAGGUGAUCGCCAAGCACGAGACCAAGCCGGUGCUGAAGAGCAAGCUGACAGACUUCCUCAAGGACAGCACCCAGCGCAUUGUUGUCUUGAAGGUGGUACACAGGCGCAUCCUCAACAGGUUUCACUCCUUCCUGCUGUACCUGGGGUACCCAGUGAGCAUGGCACGGGACGUGAAGGUGACGCCCAUCUGCAAGUUGCUGCGGGAGUUCGCCCUGGAGUACCGCACCUGCCGGGAGCGCGUCCUGCAGCAGCAGAAGAAACGGGCUGCCCACCGCGAGCGCAACAAGACACGGGGAAGGCUCAUCACCGAGACUGAGAAGUUCUCCAGCAUCAGUGAGGCCGCUUCGCCACCUGCCGUAGUGUCUACCGGCCCUGAGGAGCAGAUGGAAGCUGGUCAUGAAAGCAUGAAGAGCUUGCUGACCUCCCCCACGGAUGCCCCUGCCCGCCGCAGCCGGGCCAGCCGGGGGACAGGGCAUGUCACCCCGGCCCAGGGCUCUCCAGCCCAGGAGGACAUUCCCAGCUCCCCAGACGAUGCUUCGGAUGAAAUCAUGGACCGGCUGGUGAAAUCGGUGACACACAAUGCCAACCCCCGGCCCUGUGCCAACAAGGAGCGCAGGAGGUCCCGUGGCAAUAGAAAGUCCUGUAAGUCCCAUCCCUGUCCUCAUGCCCUGCUCAGCCUCUUCCCAUGCUCUGCCCCUGUCCCUGUACACUACCUCACCUGUAUCCUGUCACACCUCUGUGGCUCUGACCUUGUACUGUCCCAUCGCCAGGUUCCUGUCCCCAUGCCCAGUCCCAUCUCUGUGUCUCUCUUCCCAGUCCCAGUACUCUGUCCUCUCUCAGUGUCACUGUCCCCAUACCCUGUCCCACCUCUGUGACCCUGUCCCUGCUCUCUGUCCUGCCGGAUGCUCUUUCCCAUCUCUGUAUCCCUAUCCCAUCUGUCUCUGUCCCCCAUGUCCCGUUCCAGCUCUGUGUCUCUGUGCCCGUGCUCUGUCCCUAUACCUUGUGCCGUCUCUGCGUCCUUGUCCCCAUGCCCUGCCGGGCUCCUUCCCCGCUGGCCACCUCUGAUCUCCUACGCUGAGCCCACACCAGGCCACGGCAGGAGGUGCCCUGAGACCGGACCGUGCCACUGCACUUCCAUUGCCACCCCUCCGUCCCCGGCACACCAGGGCAGGUACCCGGUGCGUGGGGACCCCAGCAGCCAUCGCCACUCGUGCUGCCAGUGCCAUGCUCUCCUCUUCCCGCAGUGAGACGGACGCUGAAGAGCGGGCUCAGCGAUGACCUGGUGCAGGCGCUGGGCCUGGGGCGGGCGCCCGGCAUGGAGGUUUGAAGGGGCUGAGGGGGCUUGUGCUGCUCCCCACCAGUGGCAGCCGCGAGGACAGGACGUGGAGGCAACCCUUGCUGCUCCAGGACUGGCAUGCUCUGCACCCAUGGACUCACCUCGCUUUUCCCUGCUUGCCUCCAGCUCCCAGGGGUGCAUGCAGCAGGGUGGGAGCGAUGCCUGGGAGCUGCUCGGUGGUGGCCGGGAUGGAGGAUACUCACCACUCGUGCGCCGGUGCGGAGACUUGGGGUUCAUCAUCUUAACAGUAUUAGAGGGGUUGAGGGGCUGGACCCAACCCCUCUCUGGGAACUGGGUCUGGCCCAUGGCAGCUGUGGCAAUAAAGUGAUCUGACGUGCUGCUGGCAUCCCUUGUCCCUGCGCCCGGGUUUUCCCACUGCUGGGCUGGGCUGGUGGAGGCUCUCAAUGCAACAGGCUGGAGCAGGCAGUGCCAAGGUUGGUGGCAGUGCCAAGGGUGGUGGCAGGAAGGAAGGGGCGAUGCUCCCUCCAGCCAUUGCCGUGGUCCUGAGCAGCACCUUGAUGCUGCCAGAGAUGCCCCAGUGUCCCCAUCCCCCUGCGGAGCCCUGAGAGACUGAGGCCACGUGCUUCACCUCCCUGGGCUGAGACAGCAUCGGUCCUGCUGCAUCCCCAGCCCUGCUGCCCAGGGCAGACACUUGGCCUGCAGGAGCCAGCCCUGGGGCUUGCAGGAAUGACCAUCCCUCCUGGGGACAGCCCAGUCCCCUCUGUACUGGGACACCCUGCCAGAAGGAGCGAGGACCGCUGCCAGGCUCAAGGCUGCACACUCAAGGCGAGGAGCGGCAGCUCGAGCACAAGGCCAUGGUGCAGUAAAAUCAAAGAGUGUACAUCCUGUCUCAAACCUCACAUCUCUGUUGCAGACCUCUCCUGAGGAAUUUUAGCCAGACCAGGACCUGGCUCUGAGGCAGGGUUGUUCCCCUUCCCAGAGUGGGCCCGGAGCACGGCAGCCACGUUGCCCCUUGCAAACCUGGUCAUGGCCGAGCUGCAAGCCUAGGAAACAUCGCCCUGUGCUUGGCAGAAAUGGGCUGUCCCAUGACACGAACACAGCCAGGGCACCGUCUGCCUGUCCCUGUGCGGACAGAGAGAUGUCCAGGCAGGAAUGUGCCACCUCCUGGUCCAGCGUGGCUCGUGCCAUCCCAGGCACAGAUUAAAACCCUUGCUGGGUGCUGGCUGUGAUGCUUCCCACAAGUGCAAGAGCUUUGCGACAGGGAGGUACCGUUUCUGAGCAUCCCCCUCAGCCAGCCACAGUGCUCUGGGCACCAUCACCUGUGGCAUUUGGGAACAAUGUCACAUCAUCCAUCACAGCUGCUUGACCUCAGCACUGCCCCAGAGCUGCCUCCAGCCCUGAAUACCACACAGCCGGUCUCUGCAGCUUUCAAGGAAUGAAGAAAAACUCCACUGGGCUUGGCAGCUUCUUCCUCCUGGCUGACCUCUGCCUAGGGUUGUCUGUCUCCCGUGAGGGUGGACACAUCAGUAGCCCCAGAGGAGCCAGGCAGCACCAGCCUGCCCCAGUUUGUGAGGUGUCUGUGAUGGUUCUGCUUGGGUUUGGGGUCAGUGCAGCCAUGCCAACAGCUGCAGGUGUCCCAGAGGUGCCCUAAGAUGUGGUCUUGCUCCCUUACCCUCUGGGUGCUUGACUUGGGCCUGCAAAGAGAGGAUGAAGAGGUCACAACAGAUGACAUUGAGCCACUCAGAUGCACAGCAGAAAGGAGAAAGGGAUCAGAAAGCAUCUUCCUGAUCCACUGUACCUGCCCCAGGUACCCAAAGUGACAUUAUGCAUGUGACUGUUGCUCCUGAAGGGCUUGCCGGGGGAAACUGAGGCAGGGUGCUGGGGAAUGUUGCCCCUCUUGAGGGGUUUGGCGCCACUUGGGGUGGCCGUGUCCUCAACGAAGGCCUCCACCAACCCCUGUUUAUUUUUUUUUCAGCUGGGUUUUUCUUUUGCAGCCUUGGCGCUAUUUGCAGGAUGCCUGGCCCUGGGCACGCGCUGCCCUUGAGUGGUGCCUGAAGUGCUUGGCUUGGCCACCGCCCAAGCGGCUCAUGCCAAAAAACAGGCAGACAUGGCCCCCCCGGGAAGGAGAGGGGGUGGCGGGAUGCCAGCGACUCCUUUGUGAGCAGAGGCAGGUUCAUGGGCUUGGUGGGACCUGGGACACGUGUGGCCUCGGGCAGCAUCAGCAGAGCUGGGGUUGGGGUGCUGCAUCCUAAGAAGACACUCUGUGUGGGAUGAGGUGACCCUGCCGGGACAUCUCACAGCAUGGAGCACCUCCAAUCCGUGCCUCCAUCCCUGCCCACGCAGCCCAGGGCCACCAGCUGGGACCGGCUGCCACGAGGGGGCACGGCAGCCACGCGCAGGAUGAGGCCACCCAAAACAACACCUCGUGUCCCACUGCCCUGUGGGUGCUGCCACUGACAUCCGCUGUGCCGCUCACCAUCCCCAGCACCCAAGGGGCUGCACCCUGCUCCCUUGCCAUCCCCCAUGGUGAGAUGUCCUGCUGCUUCUGUGUCCCCAGAGGGAUGACAGCCACGUCCUUGGUCCCGGCCAUUCAUCUGGCUGGUGGGGACAGGCUCUCAUCCCCUGCACACGGCCGUCUCGACGGUGCUCAUCCUUGGCCCCCAUCCAGGCAAGGAGGGAGUGGAGGACAGCAGAGACAAGCCUUGCUCCACUUGCUGUCACCUGUACCCAUUUCUGUAGCUGUUUUGCAGUGGAGACACGCUCCCACCCCUUACGGAGCCUGUGCUGGAAGAUGUCCCCUGCCUCCAUCCCAUCCUGCCAGCCCUUUCCAUGGGACUGUCCCAGUGCAGGGUCCUCUUGGCUGCCAUGCUCUGAAGCUGGCUCCAUGCUCAUGCCAUGUGGGCAUGUCCUCACAGCUGUCCCUGAGCUCAGGGGGGGACCCGCAGUCCUGGGCUUGUGGUUGCCAUGAAGCCCCAUCACCUUCCAUGAGAAGCAUAAUUCCCAUGAGGGACAGCACAGCCUCAUUUGCUCACAGGUUAGAGCCAUCCUGAGCACUUCUUGUAAGCGUUGGUGUGCCCUGGCCAUCUUCCAGGUACAUCAUGACCACCUGCCCCCCACCAAACUCCUCCUGCUCUCUCAGCUAGAGGUGUCCUCCUUGUCUCUUCCAGCCUCAACCCUCUUGAGAAACCCCAGGCUGGUGACAUGCUCUGCUCUGCAACCGCCUUUACAGCAGGACAGAGGCGUGGGACAGGAACCAGGUCACAGCUGCUGUGACCUGCUACCUUCUCCCCUGGGAGCAAAGGCAGCAGGACAUCACCUGGAGCGUGGCCCAGCCAGCUUUCCCUGAGAUCUGUCUUGUAUCCAAGGGGAAAGCCACAUUUCCCCGGUCCCCAUCACCCUAAUAUCAAGGUAGAGGCCCUCUGAUGAGCACGGAAGAGAUAGCAAGUGAUGCUGGGCCAGCAAAGCAAGUCUAGACUGGGUACCACACACGCCCCAGGAGAUGGGGGAUGUACCAGCCAUCAUCGGAGCUGGGAGCACUUUAAAGUGUCACCAGUGCUUCCCAGCCCCACUGAAGGAACGAAGUCCCUGCAGCCCAAAAGCAACUCCUGUUCAGAGAACUGCGCCCCAGAUUGCCCAGUCAACAAAGCGGCUGCCAGAGCUGCGUGGGUGAGUGGGCACGGCGACACGGGGUUCUCACCAAGGCGGAAAAGCUCGAGGUCAGGCUGACAAGUAGCUUCCCAGAAGGUGAAACCUCUCCUGAAGCCAUGAACAUGGUUGGAAGCGGAGAUGUGUUUUGUAAAUACCUGGAGAUCCUGUGCAACCUGAAAAAAACAAGUCAGAAGCAGGAAUUUUCCAGAGAUGAGGGUAUUUGCAGAGAGCCAGAUCCAGGGGCAGUGCUCACCUGGAUGCUCCGCUGCGGCCAGAGAUCCUUUCCUGGAGAGCAGGCCUGGUAGUCCCCAAAAGAGAUGUUUCAGUGACAGAAUGCCAGGAGCUGGGGCUGCGCCCACCAUCCAGCCCAGGGGCAUGGGAACCCCUGCACAGGAGGAGGAUCAGGCCCUGGGACUCAGGCCGAUGCGACCAAUGCAGAGUCAGAGCUGGGAUGCACAGGAUGGUGGGCACAUGGGAUAAUGCGUGAAAAUGGUCAUGUGCAUUUUAUGGCAUAAAAAACAUAAAGGAAGCCCCCCAAAAAGCCUGUGGUCAUGGCCUGAAGUAAGUUGGAAACAAGGCAUGGGAAGUCCUGUGGGGGAGAAAGGAGAGAAGAUCCUAGGACAAAGGGUCAAGGUGGCUCCUUGGGCAGUUGUGGCUAAUGUUGGCCAUGAAGUGGGCAGUGGCUCCAGUGUUGGGCUUUAGUGCUUGGUUUCCAUGUCUUGGGCUCAGGGAAGAAUCACAGGGAUAUUAAAGCACUGGGUGCAGGACACAUCUCCUGGAGCUGAGCCUGGUUCAGCCGAAUCACAGCCACCCGAGGAUCUGCCCUCCCUGGAGAGGAAAGCCGCAGUAACAGGGAGUUUCUGCUCCAGCAGCACAGUCCAACCAGAAAACUGGUACAAGUUCAGUGGUAGGACACAAAUAUUUUAUGCUGAGAGUAAUUAAUCACUGUCCUUUGCAAGACACUUUGGUUCAAAAUGAAAGUUAAUUCCAGGCAGUGCAAUGGCCUUUGUCACCCCUGAACUGUCUCCAACCCCAAACGCUGAUGAGCUCCAUGGCCCCACAUCUUCUCCACAAAGAGGGAUAGACCCACAGCCAUCCCAGGGGUUCUUUGAGGGCAUGGUAUGUGAAGGGAGCUUUAGUUGGUGAGGGACACCUCCAGCAUCCCCUUUCCCAUGUGCUUAGACCCAUAGAAUCCCUAGGCUGGAAAAGACCUCUGAGAUCAUCGAGCCUAAGUGUACCUGUCCUCUACUAAAUCAUAUCCCUGAGCACUUCAUCUACCCAACUUUUAAACACCUCCAGUGAUGCGGAUGGUUGUCCAUGGUAGGUCCUCAACCUACAAGUGACAGCCAAGGGGAUCCUAGCCCCACGGUUCCCUUUCCCAGGACAGCUGCUCAUGAGAGGACUAUACCCCAUGACCUAUGCAAGGAAACGAGUGCUGGCACAAAUCUCCAUCAGCACUGAACAGACAAAAGUGCCCUGUUAGGUGUUCGUCUGGGUGGUGUUUCCUAAGGAGAUAAUAGCCGUGGAGGAAGGACUUGAUGUUUUGGAGAAGAUUAAGUACCUGUGGGAACAGUGUGGAUGAAUCACAUCCCUCAUGGGCUUAGUGCCCCUGGAAAUGGCUCAUGGCACAUUGAAAACAAUGUCAUGAGUCUUCUCCAGAUGAGAUUAGGGAGUGGAACAAUUAUCUCAAAACCUGUUAGUCAUGGGAGGCUCCACCGAGCUGGAGGAACAGCCUAGGGCAAGGGGAGCACUAGGAAGAUGUGGGGGUGUGUGUCUAUGUGUCCCCGGGGACCUUCACGAGCAGCCCCAGGAAGGGUGUGGGAGGCGACUGUGGUCAAACCAGCCCCGCUUCACUUGAAGAAGGUGAGCUGUAAUUAGCAGAAUAGGUGCGGAAGAGCUUGAGCAGGUCAAAAGGUAAUGGAGCUGUCACCAGCGUUUUCCUAAGAGCACAGCACGGCUGGGAGGCACUCUCUGGUGUUGAGCAAUGGGAAGAUGAGCAAGGCCAGGCACUGUCUGCAAGGGAAUAGCCACCAAGGUCACCCUAACCACAUGUCGGCGUGUUUGGGGAGAGCUGGGAAGCAGCCAAGGCUGGGAAAGGGUGCUGGUGGACCAGCUCCACCCCAGUAGACCUCUUGGUGAAAGCAUCCAUGGAAAGCCCUGACUGUGGCCAACAGACCACACAAUGGCUAUCUACAACCCAUCCUCUACAUCUUGAGGUGUCCCACAAGAAGGGCAUCCGAAGACCAUGCGUGAGGAGCUCUGGAAGGGAUGGAUAAACAGACACCCUACCCAGCUUUCAAGGAGAUGCGUGAAUUCAUGUUGCAAUUUGGGAAUGGCCACAUCCAGCCCUUGCUGAAACACCAUCACUGGCACAGACACUACCUUCUGGCUAAACCCCUGUUAAACCCCGUACCCCUCGCCCUGCUCUCUUCCACACCCUGGCAGCUCCGUCUCGCCUGGCGUGGUGAGGAAUGCUCUCUCUGGAGACCACAAGUUUGGAAAACAGCCUCUCCCUAAGGGGACUUUUCAAGCCCCAGUGAAGUGAUGGGAUGAGGAGGUUUAUCAGGGUUCUCUCCAGAGCCCGAGUCCCUCAAGGCUCUGCCUUGUGGCCACCUGCAUCAUUUUCGCCAGCUUCAGUGGUUCACCGGGCUUGGUGCUGCAAGUAAGCGGAUUCCUGAAGGAGAGCCUACAGCCAUCCCUCCUCCUUCUCCUCUACCUCACUGGCAUUCCCAACAUUCCCCUGCCUGGAAGAGCAGGGAUACAAAUCCAACAGAGUCCCACUACCACACCCCAGCAAAACCACUCCAGCCUGUUUGACGCUGGACUUCUGCAGAGUCGCCACCGUCACUGCCGUUGAAAUGUGUUUUUCCAUCAGUACCACAGGGCUUGUUCCAAGAAGGUUGGCACAGGCACCUGCUGCCAUUGCCACCACCAUGCCAGGGCUUGCAAGGUGUGCCAGGAGCAGCUGACACCGACAGCAGCCCGGCUGGCAGAGCCCGGCUCCUCCAGGAUCGGAGACCAGUGUUGACCCUGGCACGCAAAAGCAUCUCACCUCCGUGCAGAGGGCACCGAGGGUCAGGCCCACAGCAACAGCCGGUGGCACUACACGGCAGGGACGCACGAAGGAUCACCAAGUAUGGAGACUUGGUGAAAUAUUAAAGCAGGCGCUUAAUAAAGUAAGCCCAGCAGAAGCGAUUGCCCUGUGUAAUAAACCUAGAAAGGAGAGGACUUUGUCCCCCUGGCCGGGGCGGUGCAGGGAGCUCCUGCCAGCACCCAUUGGAGAUGGCACAGACUUGGCGUGCGGCACUGCACGGCAGAGCUUCCCUCGAGCCAUGCAGCAGCCAGAAGCUGAGCUUCCAGCACGGUUCACAGUGCCGCAGCCCCAGAAUAACAGUUGGCAGCCGGGUGGCGGAGUGCUGCCUCCUCUGGGUGGCAAACCAACACCGAGCGCUGAGAAAUGGUUUGGGAUCACCCAGGGUUACUGCACCUAUGUCACAAGGCUCCUAGAGAGGAGCUGGGAAUUCAUUCAUAUCUUGUCUGCCUGGUCCAGGCACCAAGAGAAACCCCAGGGCACCUGGCGCAGGUGCUGAGACCCAGGUGGCACACGGCGCAGUGCCCGUGUGGUGCUGCCCUGGCAGACAAGGAGGUCCUCGGGGCACAAUCCUGUGAGGGGAGAUGCUGAUGGAGGGGUGGUCCUCAGGGAAGGCCGUGUCCUGGGCUCCACCUGUCCCAGCAGCAGGUGUGCACUAGUGCGACUGGUUCCGGCUCCAGCAGUGGGUAAGGAACCCGCCCUCCUGUUGAGCGGGGUGAAUGAACCCACCUGGGAGCAUUGCCCAGCAUGGGCACCAAGCCCAGCCGUGCCAGGCUGAACCAAGCUAAGGUGAGCUGUGCUGAGUCAUGCUGUGUCAAGCUGUGCUGGGCAGAGUUGAACCAAGCUGAGCCGAGUCGUGCCUACCUAAGCGGCAUGAUGUCCUGAGCCAUGCUGAACUGAGCUGAGCCAAGCUGAGCUGUGCCUAAUUAAGUGGCACCAUGUCCCAAGCUGGGCUGAACCAAGCCAAGCUGAGCUGUGCUAUAGGUGCCAUGACAUCUCAAGCCACGCUAAAGCAAAUCAAGCCAUGCAGAACUGAGCUGAAUUGAACUGAGCUGUGCCUACCUAGGUGGCAUGAUAUCCUAAGCUGUCCUGAACAGAGCUGAGCUGAGCUGAGCCAUGCUUACCUAGGUG
This is a messenger RNA of Cuculus canorus (common cuckoo), 12364 nucleotides long. RefSeq names its product formin homology 2 domain containing 1 (gene FHOD1). The coding region runs from base 83 to 4072 and encodes 1329 amino acids. The transcript has 23 exons. Gene Ontology annotation, cellular component: cytoskeleton; cytoplasm. Gene Ontology annotation, molecular function: actin filament binding. The record is from RefSeq and is a predicted model, not a curated record. Gene Ontology annotation, biological process: actin filament network formation; cortical actin cytoskeleton organization. NCBI's taxonomy places the organism in Eukaryota, Metazoa, Chordata, Aves, Cuculiformes, Cuculidae.